Molecule: messenger RNA, 1264 nt
Organism: Oncorhynchus keta (chum salmon)
Lineage: Eukaryota; Metazoa; Chordata; Actinopteri; Salmoniformes; Salmonidae
Product: relaxin-3
Exons: 2
Coding region: 392-769 (125 amino acids)
Cellular component (GO): extracellular region
Molecular function (GO): hormone activity
Source: RefSeq, a predicted model, not a curated record
CACACACACACACACACACACACACACACACACACACACACACACACACACAGUUAUUAGCCUGUCAUCAUUUACAACACAAGUUGUUUAUUGUAGAUUAAGAUUUGAUUGGAGCCAGUCUCAGGUGUUUAGCUCUGAGCUGUUUCUCUAGAACCACAACGACCCAAACACAGAUAUUUCACUGUAAUUCUACCAUAUGAGAGAAAUUAUACUCGGAAUACUGAAAAACUAAAAAUAUGAGGUCAUUAAUUAUUACGCAUCUAAGUGUGUGCGUGCGUAGGUGUGUAUGCAAUGUACGCGUAUGCGUGGUAUGUGUGCGCGUGUGUGAGCGAGCAUGUUGGGGAGGAAGGGGAGUUGGCAUCAGGUUGAUGUGUAUGGAGAGUAGGAUAUCAUGACUCGCACACAAGAUGAUCCCUUCCAGCCCGGUUCCUAUAGUGAUGUCACAGAGGGCGAGGACAGCAGAAUCAACUGGCCUCACGGACAUGGUCUAGACCAGGCAGCAGACCACCCUCUCCAGCUCUCCUCCUCAUCCUCCCUGGCAGACCUGCUCUCACUCUUGGGCGGAGUGGGAGACCAUAGGGGGUUAAUGGUUGAUGUCAACCCCAGCGAGGGGCUUCAGAACCAGGCUUCAGCGCUGGGAGGAGUGGCCAAGAACCCGAGCAUCAACUGGCCACGCCGCGACAGACAAAAGAGGAACUUUUCCCUGGGCUUAGCUGGCAUGUGCUGUAACCAGGGUUGCACAAAGAAUGACAUUGGGCGUCUGUGCUGAGUGAGACAGGGGUAGAACAGAGGUAGUGGAGGUGGACACUGGCUGAGGGAGCUCCCCCUGUACAGAACGGAGAACUUUGCUUAAAUUCUCCUUUCUGUACAGGGUGAGGAGAGCUCCACCUUCUCUCUGUGUUGAUGGACUGGGUGUGAGAGACAGCAGUUUUAAAUUUUAAUUUCAGUGUUUCCGGAUAAUCACAAGGUUUGGGUUGUUGAUGGGGGAACUUUAAAAACGGCUUUGUAUACUUUUCUGUAUAUUGUGAAAGGAAAAUAGUUUAUAUUUAAUUUUAAUUGCUCAAAUUGUCUCAUCGUUAAAUUCAUGACUUUGCUACUGAAGCAAGAGCAUCAUUGUACCUCCCUGAGAAAUAAAAUAGUUUGAAUGACAUGAACCAUGUAACAACCCACCACAAAUACCCCAUUACAAUACUGAGAAAAAAAUGUUGUGUAUGUAAAAUGUUAAACUAAUCAAAUAUCAAUAUAAAGUAUCUUUUGGAAAUCA